Ichthyophthirius multifiliis is the source of this 2352-nucleotide messenger RNA. RefSeq lists its product as hypothetical. Gene Ontology annotation, biological process: response to endoplasmic reticulum stress; protein K69-linked ufmylation; regulation of proteasomal ubiquitin-dependent protein catabolic process. Gene Ontology annotation, molecular function: UFM1 ligase activity. Lineage: Eukaryota; Ciliophora; Oligohymenophorea; Hymenostomatida. Gene Ontology annotation, cellular component: endoplasmic reticulum membrane. The transcript has a single exon. The annotation marks the transcript as partial. The record is from RefSeq and is a predicted model, not a curated record.
UUAUAAAAAUGGACGAAAUCCUUGAAUUAUAACGUUAAUUGGCACAAAUCUAAGAGCAAACGACUUAAAAUAAAUUUUCUGACCGGGUAAUUGUAGAUUUAAUAAAUAAAUUAAUCUAAGAGUACAAUUUAACAUUAAUAUAUAGCUCAGACGGUCAAGAAUAUAUGACUCCUGAACAUUUAGAUAAUCAAAUACAAUAGUUAACAUAAGAAAAGGGCGUAUAAACAUUGUAGACUAUCCACAAUUAUUAAAUGUUAAUUCUGAAAUAAUCGAAAGUCGUUUACCUAAAGUAUUAAAGAAAAACAAACGAGAACUCCUAAGAUUAGAAAACGAAAUAAUAACAAGUGCAUAUUUAAACUAAAUAUGUGAAGAUAUAAAUGAAGAUUUACAGUAAAGAUCGUAAAUACUGCUUACAGAAAUAAGCCAAAAUAUAUAAUUUAACUAUGCAAUUUAUAAAAGAUCAACUAUAAAGCAGAAUUGACCAAAGAAUAAUCGAUGGAAACAUUGUUGGAGGGGAAAAAAUAUGUACUUCAACCUUUCAAUUAUUGAUGAAAGCAAAAUUAAGAGGAUCACUUCGUGCAGCCACAAAGCCAAUAGUUUUGGGAAAUUUAAGUAAAGAAUUCGGCAUUGAAAAUAAGGUUUUAUAAGAAAUAAUUGAAGAGUUAAUAAACUAAGAGUAUAUAGAAGGGAAAAUACACACAGGAAGUUUUAUCCCUUAAAAGUUUUAAAAAAAUCAAGAAAACAUCAUCAGAAAUUUUCUCAAACAAAAUAACUAUAUAGAAUAUUCGAUGCUAUAAAAAUAAUUAUACGUCCAAAAACCAUAAGAUACUCUUAAAAAUAUGUUUAAAGAUCAAUGUGUAUUAUUAGAAGACUGUGCUUUUUUUAAAGACUCAUUAAAUUAACUAUAAGAAUAAAUCCAUAAUUUGUUAAUAGAGGAAGGAUAUACAGAUUUAGUUUUUAUGUUCCCUACAAUAAUUACUAAAGGAGAUAUUGAUAGUAUUAUUUUUAAACAUAUGAAACUUACUGAAGUGGAAAUCGAUGAGACAUAUAUUUUCUCACAUAAGUUUAUUGAAAAAUGCGUCAAUAAUCUAAAAUAACAUAUAAUAAACGAACUUUAAUAAAACCCAUAAAAAAUAGUCUAAUAAUAAUAAGAAGAUAAUUUUUCUGAAGAAGAAGAAGAGGAGAAUUUUCGUAAAGGGAAAAAAAAAUAACAAAAUUAAAAAAAAUAGCCGAAUACUAAUAAAAAUAAAUCCUCUUAAAAUAAAAAAGAUACAUAUAAUAACAUUUUCAGUUAAUAGGAAUUUAUUUAAAAAUUGUAAGAACAAAACGUCCUUCCAAAAAACGAAAAAGAUGAAAUCUUCGAAAAAAAAUUGUUUAAAGUUUCUUAAAACCAACUCCAAAAACACAUCGAAACUCUCCGAAAAGAGCUCUUAGAUAAGAAAAAAUCAGGUUCAUCUGAAGCUAUUUAAUAACUAAUUUAAUUAAUUGAAGAAAGCGUUACUUUUAUUUAAUUUAGUUUAAAUAGUAUAAAAUCAUUUGAAAAUAAUCAUUCUGAUAUCAACUUAAAGAUAUUCUAUGAUAAUAUACAUUAUACUAAUAGAAUGCUAAUUGAAAACAUAAUAGUACUUUUAUGUAAAAAAUUAUCUAUUUCACUCCCUUAGGGCCUUUUUAUUAAAAAAGAAUACGAAAAUCCAAAAAAAAAUGUAUAAAUAGGCUUUGUGGUCCUAAAGAAAAUUUUCAAAGACAAAAAAAUGUUAUAAGAAGCUAUAUCUUUAUUGCCAAAAGAAUAUUCUUAAUUUUUAGGAAAAGCGUUCGAAUUUUACUCUUCUAAAUCAGUAAAUAAUUUAUUCAACUUUUUAAUGGAAAACUAAAAUUUGAUAGGGAUUAGAGUUAUUUUUGAUAAAAAAGUUGAAAAAGGAAUAAUUUAGAGUCUUAAGUAUUUCUAUAAAGAUCUUAUUAAAAAAGAUAGACUGGACUUCAAAUAAAAUAUUUUAAGAACUUCUAUUUUCAUUUUAAUUGAUAAAUUUAAUCUUUUCUAUAUAGGAUCUUAAGAUGAAAAUAAUGCAAAUAUUUUAUAUAGUAUUUUAUUAAGUUUGGCUAAAGAAAACACAUAAGAAGAGAUUUAUAAUACAUUGAAAAAGUCUUUGGAUUGUUUAGAGGUUAUUAAAUAGGAAUAAAAAGAUGCAAAUGAUAUUAGAUAAUUUGAAAAUUCAGUAAUUGAACUUAUUAAAAUCGCUAAGCUUUGAUUUAAUUAAAUUUUUUUUUUAAUUUAAUAAAAAAUGAAAUAUUUUUUUAAUUUUUUAUACAUAAAAAUGAAUAUAUUUAUUUUUUAUUACAAAAAAUGAUUUUGUU